Messenger RNA from Phragmites australis (common reed), 4245 nucleotides. RefSeq names its product protein PIR. NCBI's taxonomy places the organism in Eukaryota, Viridiplantae, Streptophyta, Magnoliopsida, Poales, Poaceae. Gene Ontology annotation, cellular component: SCAR complex. Bases 225 to 4097 code for a protein of 1290 amino acids. The transcript has 30 exons. The record is from RefSeq and is a predicted model, not a curated record. Gene Ontology annotation, biological process: regulation of translation; cell morphogenesis; regulation of actin filament polymerization. Gene Ontology annotation, molecular function: RNA 7-methylguanosine cap binding; small GTPase binding.
CUCGAUCCCACCGUCCAGGGUCCCCACAACCUUGCCACAGCUCACGGGACAGUACGAGUUGUUGCAUCUCCUUUCCCUGCACGAGCUCGUCUCUCUGUACCACCACCUCGCUCCUACUCCCGAAGUCCCAAGUCCCAACUACUCCGCCACUACCGCCUCGCCCGCGUCUCCUCCUCCUCCGCGGCGCCUCGGGCCUCUGCUGCGGUGGCGCCGGCACGGGCGACAUGGCCAUCCCCGUCGAGGAAGCCAUCGCCGCCCUCUCCACCUUCUCCCUUGAGGAUGAGCAACCGGAUGUGCAGGGAUUAGCUGUGCUCCUGUCAAGUGAAAGAUAUGCAACUAACAGUCCUAUUGAGUACAGCGAUGUUGCUGCUUAUCGUCUAUCAUUAGGAGAAGAUACAAAAGCAAUCAACCAGCUGAAUACGCUGAUUCAAGAAGGAAAAGAAAUGGCAUCUUUGUUGUACACAUACCGUAGCUGUGUAAAAGCACUACCUCAGCUGCCUGAUUCAAUGAAGCAUAACCAAGCAGACUUGUAUCUGGAAACCUAUCAAGUUCUUGACUUGGAAAUGAGUCGUUUACGUGAAAUUCAGAGAUGGCAAGCAUCUGCUGCUUCGAAGCUGGCAGCUGACAUGCAGAGAUUUUCUAGGCCAGAGAGACUGGUUAAUGGACCCACAAUCACUCAUUUUUGGUCUAUGCUGAAGUUGCUUGAUGUCCUACUGCAGCUUGAUCAUCUUAAGAAUGCAAAAGCGAGUAUACCUAAUGAUUUUUCAUGGUACAAAAGAACAUUUACUCAAGUAAGCACCCAGUGGCAGGAUACUGACACCAUGAGAGAAGAGCUGGAUGAUCUUCAGAUUUUUCUGAGCACCAGAUGGGCCAUCUUAUUAAAUUUGCACGCUGAGAUGUUUCGGACAAAUACUGUUGAGGAUAUUCUACAGGUCCUUAUAGUAUUUUGUGUGGAGUCAUUGGAGUUGGACUUUGCUCUUCUUUUUCCUGAGCGUCAUACCCUACUUCGUGUUCUCCCUGUUUUGGUUGUUUUAGCAACCUCAUCAGAGAAGGAGAGCGAGUCGCUUUAUAAGAGGGUGAAGAUAAAUCGUCUUCUCAACAUUUUUAAGAAUGACCCAGUUAUUCCGGCAUUUCCCGAUCUGCAUCUCUCUCCUGCUGCAAUGUUGAAGGAAUUGUCAUCAUAUUUUCAAAAUUUUUCCAGUCAAACUCGUCUCCUUACUCUUCCGGCUCCUCAUGAAAUUCCUCCUCGAGAGCUACAAGAUUAUCAGAGGCAUUACUUGAUUUUGAAUCACAUGGGAACUAUCAGAGCUGAGCAUGAUGACUUCUCUAUACGUUUUGCCUCUGCUAUGAAUCAGAUGAUAAUAUUGAAGUCAUCAGAUGGUGCAGAUAAUGACUGGUCUAGAGAUAUUAAAGGGAACAUGUAUGAUAUUGUCGUGGAAGGCUUCCAGCUUCUUAGUCGUUGGACUGGCAGGAUAUGGGAACAAUGUGCUUGGAAAUUCUCUCGCCCCUGUAAAGAACCUCCUAUUUCAGAUUCUCAACAAAACUCCACGACAUGUUUUGACUAUGAAAAGGUAGUACGCUGGAACUAUACUGCAGAAGAACGAAGGGCUCUGCUUGAAUUAAUUGGUUACAUAAAGAGCAUUGGAUUGAUGAUGCAACAUUGUGAUACCUUAGUAUCUGAAGCUUUAUGGGAAACAAUACAUAUGGAGGUCCAAGAUUUUGUACAGGAUAAACUAGAUACAAUGCUUCGUACAACAUUUAGAAAGAAGAAGGACCUUUCUCGGAUUCUCUCUGAUAUGCGAACCCUCUCGGCAGAUUGGAUGGCCAACACUAGCAAGGCAGACCCGGAGCAGCACUCGCUACACCAAGAAACAGAGGAAAUGAGACAAAACACAUUUUACCCAAGACCAGUUGCACCAACAGCUGCACAGAUUCAUUGUUUGCAAUUUCUUAUCUGUGAGCUUGUAUCUGGUGGUAAUCUGAGAAAACCUGGAGGAUUAUUUGGGAAUAGCGGCUCUGGCAUACCUGUGGAAGAUCUUAAACAAUUAGAGACAUUUUUCUACAAGCUCAGUUUCUUCUUGCAUAUUCUGGAUUACACAGCGACUAUUGGUGCGCUAACUGAUCUUGGGUUUCUUUGGUUCAGAGAAUUUUACCUGGAAUCUUCCCGUGUAAUUCAGUUUCCAAUUGAAUGCUCGCUCCCGUGGAUGCUGGCGGACCAUGUCAUUGAAUCACAAGAUGCUGGUCUUCUUGAAAGCAUUUUGAUACCGUUUGACCUUUACAAUGACUCUGCUCAACAUGCCCUAACUUGUCUCAAGCAGAGAUUUCUUUAUGAUGAAAUUGAAGCUGAGGUUGAUCUAUGUUUCGAUCUUCUUGCUCAGAAGCUUAAUGAGAUCAUCUUUACGUAUUACAAGAGCUGUGCAGCAAGUACUCUUCUUGAUAGUUCAUUUACAUAUGCAUGUGAUGAUGGUGACAAGUACUUUGUCAAACCUUUGCGAUUUGAUGCAAUUUUCAAGUUAAGAAGAGUAAUGGUUUUAGGGAGGACCAUUGACCUAAGAAGCCUAAUUACUCAGAGAAUGAACAAAAUGUUCCGGGAAAAUAUUGAUUUUCUACUUGAACGCUUUGAAAAUGGAGACCUAUGUGGUGUUGUGGAACUGCAACAACUGUUGGAUAUUUUGGAGCUUACACACCAAUCGAUAUCAAGAUUUCUUGAAUUGGAUUCUUACUCUCUUAUGUUUAGCGAGAUGCAAGAGAAUCUUUCGCUGGUUUCUUAUUCAAGUCGCAUCUCUUCUCAGAUAUGGAGUGAGAUGCAGACAGAUUUCUUGCCCAAUUUCAUCCUAUGUAAUACCACACAACGGUUUGUUCGAUCCAUUAAAGGAACUCAUCACUCUUCUCAGAGAUUAAGUGCUUCUACUGGGAAGCCCUACUUCUAUUGCGGAUCACAUGAUUUGACCAUGGCAUACCAGGGUCUUGCUGGGUUGUACCGUGACUUUUUUGGAGUCCCUCAUAUGUUCGCAGUAGUUAAACUUCUUGGUUCCAGAUCAUUACCUGCAAUCAUCCGUGCUUUACUGGAUCAUAUAUCAAGUAAGGUAACAGGUAUGGUGCCAAAAAUAACUGCACUGCAAGAAGCAUUGCCAAAAUCUAUUGGACUUCUUUCAUUUGAUGGUGGUAUAGCAGGUUGCCAGAAGAUAAUUCAUGAAAUUUUAACAUGGGAAGCAAAAUCGGAGGUGAAAACUGAAGUUCUUCAUGACCUUAAGGAAAUUGGAAGUGCUUUGUAUUGGAUGAGCAUUUUGGACAUUGUUUUGAGACAAAUCGACACUACACAGUUCAUGCAGUCAGCUCCAUGGCUGGGACUGGUUCCAGGAAAUGAUGGGCAAGUGAAGCAUGCCUACUCUGAUAAUACUCCAUUUACCACACUUCUAAGUGCUGCCACCAAUGCCAUCGCAUCAAGCCCUGCAUGCCCAAAUCCAUCUACGUUUCUUGUCAUGUCAAAGCAAGCUGAAACUGCCAGUCUACUGUACAAAUCAAAUCUCAACUCUGGGAGUGUGCUGGAGUAUGCACUUGCUUUCACAAGUGCUGCCCUGGAUAGACAGUACAGCAAAUGGAGCGCAACUCCAAAGACAGGUUUUAUCGACAUUACCACUUCAAAGGACUUCUACCGCAUUUUUAGCGGUCUUCAGUAUAGUUAUUUAGAAGAUAGCUUUAACAAUCCUUUAAAGAAACAGGAAAUGUUGGGUGAUUCUGUAGCAUGGGCUGGUUGUACGAUCAUGUACUUACUGGGACAGCAGCAGCACUUCGAGCUUUUUGAUUUCUCCUAUCAAUUUCUCAAUGUGGCAGAAGUAGAAAGUGCAACGGUUUCACAUUAUCAAUCUUCAGAUAGGACCAAAAGUCCAAAUAUCUUACAAGGUUAUGAGGGCAUUCUUGAAGCGAUGAGGAAGGCUAGGAGGCUGAAUAACCACGUUUUCUCCAUGUUGAGGGCGCGUUGCCCCCUCGAGGACAAGAUUGCGUGUGCCAUCAAGCCAAGCGGGGCACCUCUUCACCGUAUGAAGUUUAUGAACACUGUUUCUGCUUUCGAGACAUUGCCACAAAGAGUCACCUGACAAGCUUCCAGGUGGAUGUGUUCCUCUUUUGUAUGUGAGGUCAUAUAUUACGUUGCUGUAAGCUACUUGCAUAUUAUGUAGUUACAAUCAUGAACUUGUUUUUAACCCUGGGACUUGAAUAAAAGAAUGUACUUGUUGUAUAUCCAAA